UCUUCACCUGGCUAUCAACCCAUGGAGAUUCCCUUGAAGGCUUCACUUUUGAAAAUGAAUGCUCCAAUUGUCGAUUUAGUCAAGAAAAUAAAGAAACUUGGAAAAGAAGAUCCAAGAAGAAUCAUGCAUUCCUUCAAAGUGGCGUUAGCAAUCACAUUAGUCUCCAUGGUUUACUAUCUUAGACCAUUAUAUAAAGGCAUGGGUGAAGCAGGCAUCUGGGCUAUCUUGACUGUCGUCGUGGUGUUUGAAUAUACAGCCGGUGCAACCUUAUGUAAAGGUAUGAAUCGAGGCUUAGCAACUUUACUAGCUGGCGCACUAGGACUCGGGGCUGAAUACUUUGCUCGUAUAUUCGGACCAAAAGCCGAAUCCAUUGUUCUUGGAUGCCUUGUCUUUCUUCUAGUCGCAGCAGCCACCUUUUCAAGAUUUAUUCCUCAUAUAAAAAAGAGAUACGAUUAUGGGGUGCUGAUUUUUAUCCUCACGUUCAGUUUAGUAGCUGUGUCGGGUUAUCGCGUUGAGAAUAUAAUGGAGCUAGCACAUCAACGGUUAUCGACAAUCAUCUUAGGUGGUGCCACGUGUAUAAUUAUCUCCAUAUGUGUUUGCCCUGUAUGGGCUGGGGAAGAUCUUCAUGUUCUUAUUGUUUCCAAUAUGGAAAAGCUUGCAAGCUUCUUAGAAGGAUUUGGUGGAGAAAUAUUCCAACUUCCACUGGAGGUAGAGAGUGCUGAUGGAUCCAAUGAACCUGACAAAUCUUUUCUUGGAGCGUACAAAAGUGUUCUGAAUUCUAAAGCCAUGGAGGAAUCUCUGGCAAAUUUUGCAUGGUGGGAACCAGGACAUGGUAAAUUUCGGUUUAGUCAUCCAUGGAAACAGUAUUUGAAGAUUGGUGCUCUUAUGCGGCAGUGUGCAUACCAUUUUGAAUCUCUAAAUGGAUAUUUAGAUGCAAGAUUCCAAACAUCGUCUGAAUUUCGGAAAAGAGUUCAAGGACCAUGCACAACAAUGAGCUCUGAAGCAGGAAAAGCUUUGAAAGAAUUAGCACUAUCAAUAAAAGCAUUCUCAUAUCCUUCUAAUUCUGCUAUGAAUAUACAAAUCUGUAAGAAGGCAGUAGAUGAAGUCAAUUCCACGUUGCAAGCUUCAAUGGUGGGAGAAUGCGACAUUCUUGAAAUAAUACCAAUUAUUACCGUCAUUUCAAUACUAAAUGACAUUGUAAAAUGUGUCGAAACAAUCUUUGAGGCCAUUGAAGAACUUUCGGAACAAGCCAAUUUCAAAAAGUCACCACACGAACCAGAAAAACCACAGAUUCUUCAUGGUGGAGUUGUAGCACCUGUUGGUGAUAAGGAAGAUGAUAGUGGAUUUGUUACUGUAAUUAUACAUAAGAUAGCUCCUCAAUCAUUGGAAAUUCAGACCCUUCGGGGAUAAAACUAGGACCGAACAACUAAAGGAAUUAAUAUGCAUAGAUUAGAAAAAACUAACGUAGUAUAUGGAAGGUUAAUAAUAGCAGAUGAUGCCAGGCUAAUUCGAAUGUGAUGUUGGGUUGAUGCGUUGAUCGAUCUUGAGG
Molecule: messenger RNA, 1549 nt
Organism: Lactuca saligna
Lineage: Eukaryota; Viridiplantae; Streptophyta; Magnoliopsida; Asterales; Asteraceae
Source: the annotation of a GenBank genome assembly